Talaromyces stipitatus ATCC 10500 is the source of this 1287-nucleotide messenger RNA. RefSeq names its product malate dehydrogenase, NAD-dependent. Lineage: Eukaryota; Fungi; Ascomycota; Eurotiomycetes; Eurotiales; Trichocomaceae. Gene Ontology annotation, molecular function: L-malate dehydrogenase (NAD+) activity. Gene Ontology annotation, biological process: malate metabolic process; tricarboxylic acid cycle. The transcript is spliced from 5 exons. Gene Ontology annotation, cellular component: cytoplasm; mitochondrion. The coding region runs from base 109 to 1131 and encodes 340 amino acids. The record is from RefSeq and is a predicted model, not a curated record.
GCUCGACUUAAAGUGUUCUUCUUAUCCAUCUAGACAAUCCAUUGUCAUCUCUCUUACUUGCGUUGUUUUCUUUCCGUAUCAUAACAUACACAUAAACAAUCUGUCAUCAUGUUCGCUGCUCGCCAGUCGUUUGGUGUCUUCCAGAAGCGGGCUUUCUCCGCGUCUGCUCGCCAGGCUUCCAAGGUUACCGUCCUUGGUGCUGCCGGUGGUAUCGGUCAGCCUUUGUCUUUGUUGAUGAAGCUCAACCCCCGUGUUAGCCAGCUCGCUCUCUACGAUAUCCGCGGUGGCCCUGGUGUCGCUGCUGAUCUUAGCCACAUCAACACAAACAGCACCGUUACCGGUUAUGAACCUACUGCCUCCGGAUUGAAGGAGGCUCUCACUGACGCCGAGAUUGUCCUCAUUCCUGCCGGUGUUCCUCGCAAGCCUGGCAUGACCCGUGAUGAUCUCUUCAACACCAACGCUUCCAUCGUCCGUGACCUCGCCAAGGCCGCUGCUGAUGCUUCUCCCAAUGCCAAAAUCCUCGUCAUCUCCAACCCUGUUAACUCUACCGUCCCCAUUGUCGCCGAGGUUUUCAAGUCCAAGGGCGUCUACAACCCUAAGCGCCUCUUCGGUGUUACCACCCUGGAUGUCGUCCGUGCUUCCCGCUUCAUCUCCCAGGUUAAGAAGACUGACCCUGCCAACGAGGAAGUCCCUGUCGUUGGUGGCCACUCCGGUGUGACCAUCGUCCCUCUUCUUUCCCAGUCCAACCACGCCGACAUUGAAGGCGAGACCCGUGACGCCCUCGUCAACCGUAUCCAAUUCGGUGGUGACGAAGUCGUCAAGGCCAAGGACGGUGCUGGUUCCGCUACCCUUUCCAUGGCUUUCGCUGGUGCCCGUUUCGCCGAGUCCCUCCUCAAGGCUGCUCAGGGUGUUAAGGGUGUCAUUGAGCCCACUUUCGUCGACAGCCCCCUCUACAAGGACCAGGGUGUUGAAUUCUUCGCUUCCCGCGUUGAGCUUGGCCCUGAGGGUGUCAAGGAGAUUCUUCCCGUUGGUCAGGUCAAUGCUUACGAGGAGAAGCUCCUCGAGGCUUGCCUUGGUGACUUGAAAAAGAACAUCAAGAAGGGUGUUGACUUUGUUGCUCAGAACCCUUAAAUAAUAGACUCUAUGUACCCUCUUAAGAGGAUAAGAAACUUGAUUGUAUGUUGUGAUGAUGACUGCAUGCAAUGAGGUUUAGUACUCUAGACUAGACGUUAGUUAGUCUGAUAUUAUGUGUAAAACAGAACAAUGAUUUUUCUUUUGUCGUUUGUC